This is a messenger RNA of Daldinia childiae, 1809 nucleotides long. RefSeq names its product Vanillyl-alcohol oxidase. NCBI's taxonomy places the organism in Eukaryota, Fungi, Ascomycota, Sordariomycetes, Xylariales, Hypoxylaceae. Gene Ontology annotation, molecular function: FAD binding; D-lactate dehydrogenase (NAD+) activity; D-lactate dehydrogenase (cytochrome) activity. The record is from RefSeq and is a predicted model, not a curated record. Gene Ontology annotation, biological process: lactate catabolic process. The transcript is spliced from 7 exons. Gene Ontology annotation, cellular component: mitochondrion. Bases 1 to 1809 code for a protein of 602 amino acids.
AUGUCCUUUUUAGAUGAGGCUCAGUCAGACGUGCCGCUUCUUUCGGAGAAGCACUCUGGUAUCCCGGAAUUCCUACUAGAGAAAGCUCGCGAGGCUAAAGCCGGCGUCUUUGAAACAAGAACAAAACCCAAAGCCACAAGUGACAGACGACCUGUUAUCCCUCCUGGUGUUGAAGAGCAGGUGUUUGUUACUGCGCUUGGUGAACUUGAGAAGCAGCUGGGCCAAGAUAAUGUCGAACGUAAUAACAAGCCGUUGAAAGAUGGAUGGUACAUGGAACAUCCGAAUACCCAUGACUUGAUGACAAUCCUCGAUGAAGAGGAAUUGGUACCAUCAGCAAUGGUCUAUCCUGGAAGUACCGAAGAAGUCCAGCAAGUUGUUCUAUGGGCGAACAAGUACCACAUACCCAUUUCCCCCAUUUCAAUGGGUCGAAAUCUGGGAUAUGGCGGUGCAGCUCCUCGAGUGCGUGGAUCCGUCCUUGUUGAUCUUGGCAGACGCAUGAACAAGAUACUUGACAUUAGCCCAGAAGAUUAUACGUGCCUUCUUGAGCCGGGUGUCUCCUUCUUUGCUCUUCAUGACGCGAUCAAAAAAAAGGGAUACGAUCAUCUUUGGAUUGAUGUUCCAGAUGUCGGCGGCGGUUCCGUCAUAGGGAACACUGUAGAUCGCGGCGUUGGAUACACGCCUUACGGAGACCAUUGGGCAUGCCAUUCGGGUUUAGAAGUUGUACUUCCAACGGGAGAGGUCAUCCGAACUGGUAUGGGCGCUCUUCCGGGUAACAAUACUUGGCAGACGUUUCCUUACGGGUUUGGCCCAUAUUCCGAUGGAAUUUUCUCGCAGUCUAACUUUGGCAUUGUGACCAAGAUGGGAAUGACGUUGAUGCCGAACCCAGGCGGACAUGAAGGUUUUAUGUACACCUUUCAAAAGGAAGAAGACCUUAACCAGCUAAUCGAGAUCAUUCGUCCGCUCCGAAUUAGCAAUAUCCUAGAGAAUGUUGCACAACUGCGCCAUGUCACGCAAACUAUCGCAGUCCGCGGUAGACCGCGAACCGACUUUUAUAAAGGUGAGGGUACGAUUCCGGAUAGUGUGGUCCACGAGGUUGCGGCCACUCUACCCAUUGGUGACCAUACGUGGGCAUACUAUGGCAUGUCGUAUGGCCCCCCGCAUAUCCGCCAGUAUAAGCUCUCUAUUAUCGACACCGAAUUCAAGAAGGUCCCGGGUGCUCGUCGGAUUGAUCCGUCGACGCUGCCACCAGAUGAGUAUUUUUGGGCUAGGGACCGCAUCGCCUCAGGUACUCCUGAACUCCAUGAGUUACGUUGGGUCAAUUGGAUGCCCAACGGCGCCCAUAUCGCAUUCUCGCCUGUCAGCCCAAUCCGUGGCACCGACGCGACCAAGUUAUUCGAGCUAGCUAAGAAAAGACAUGACGAAUUCGGAGUUGACCUGUUUCCGGCGUUCUGCGUCGGUCUACGCGAAAUGCAUCUCAUCGUCGAGCUUGUAUAUGAUCGCGCAGAUCCCAAGCGCCGAAAAGAUGUGCUAGACUGCCUACGACAUCUGGUGGAGGACGCCGCGGCGUGUGGGUAUGGAGAAUAUCGAACGCAUCUGGUGCUAAUGGAUCAGGUCGCUGGAACAUAUAACUGGAACGACGGUGCGCUGAUGAAGUUCCACGAGAGGUUGAAGGAUGCGCUGGAUCCUAACGGCAUCAUGGCUCCCGGGCGCUGUGGUAUCUGGCCGAAGAAGUAUAGGAAUCGAGGGUGGGAGAUGACGAAGGCCAGCGGUGGGAAUUCUCAAGGCGAUGGCGUUGCGCCACCUUCAUAG